This is a messenger RNA of Brassica napus (rape), 2143 nucleotides long. RefSeq names its product protein GRAVITROPIC IN THE LIGHT 1. Gene Ontology annotation, biological process: negative gravitropism; response to red or far red light. NCBI's taxonomy places the organism in Eukaryota, Viridiplantae, Streptophyta, Magnoliopsida, Brassicales, Brassicaceae. Bases 388 to 1707 code for a protein of 439 amino acids. The record is from RefSeq and is a predicted model, not a curated record. The transcript has 3 exons.
GACGUUUCCGCACCAUAAAGCGGCAAUGUCGGUGUAAAUAUCUCAUACUCAUUAGGGUAUGACAGGAAAAUUCAGUCUUUUGAACUUCCCUAGGCUCUGUCAUUUACUCUUUACCAAUACUCCUGCUUCACCUUUCUCUCUAUAAACUUCCAAUGCAUCAUUACUUACACUUUUCUACCUAUCUUUCUCGAGAUCCGGUUUUGUCUUAAAACCGUCACUGAACCGUAAUUUUUUUUCUUGUUACCGAUAUUGUCGUUAGUAGAGAAUAGUCCGGGGAGGAGAGCAUUUCUUCGAUCAGUGGCUGGUCUGUCAGUUAUAUCCAUUUCAUUUCUUCAGAUACACUCUACAUGAAGUGAGGAACAAGAAAAGUAAAACAUACAACACACAAUGGAGACUGUGAAACCAUUGGAUGUUGCUUCAAGAAAAGGAAAACUCAGACGGGCAUUUGUGAAAGCUAUCAACAUCAAGAAGCUAACCGGUGUUGUUCCGGAAGUUGAGAGAGAGAAGAAGAGACAAGAAAACGUGAACUUAGUGAAGAAUGCUCCAAAUCUUUCAGAGUCCUUUGACAAGCUGGAGGAAGAGCAUGAGAAAACACUUUCCAUGGAAGCUCUUCUUGCAAAGCUGUUUGCUACUGUUUCUUCCAUAAAAUCAAGUUACGCGCAGCUGCAGUACGCCCAGUCUCCGUAUGAUCCAGCUGGGAUUCAAAAAGCAGACAGGUUGGUCGUGUCAGAGCUGAAGACAUUGUCUGAGCUGAAACAGAGUUUCUUGAAGAACGAGUUUGAUACUAACCCUGAUAUAACUCUAGUUCUUGCCGAGAUUCAAGAGAUGAGAAGCCUCUCGAAGACUUAUGAGAUCAUGGGGAAGAAGAUGGAGUGUCAGCUGAAGCUUAAAGACUCUGAGAUCAUUUUUCUUAAAGAGAAGUUUCAAGAAUCCAAGAAUCAGAACAAGUUGAUGGAGAAGAGACUGAACAAAAGUAAUUCACUGGAUCAAAAUCAUUUCGUUAUUUAUCUAAACCACACCGUCAAAUCAAUCCGAGGAUUCGUUAAAACGAUGGUUGAGCAAAUGAAGUUCUCUGCUUGGGACGUCCACGUGGCGGCUGAAACGAUACAGCCUGAAGUAUUCUAUUACAAGCAAGAACACGCGUGUUUCGCUUUCGAGCAUUUCGUUUGUAAGAUCAUGUUCCAAGGGUUUCAUCUACCUUGCUUCACAAGCGAACCAUCAUCAUCAUCAUCUCGGAAGACGAGUAAAGAGACGUUCUUUGAGAGGUUCACGGAGCUUAGACCGAUGAAAGCGAGAGAGUGUUUAGCGUCACGUCCCAAAUCAAGAUUCUCGAGGUUUUGCAGAGGUAAGUAUUUGCGGCUCGUGCAUCCGAAGAUGGAGCAUGCUUUCUUCGGACAUUUGCAUGUGAGAAACCAAGUCUCUGUCGGGGAGUUUCCCGAGACGAGUUUUUGUACCGCGUUUCUUGAAAUGGCGAAACGGGUUUGGCUCUUGCAUUGUAUUGCGUUCUCCUUUGACGUUGAAGCUUCGAUCUUUCAAGUAUCUAAGGGUUGCAGAUUCUCCGAAAUGUACAUGAAGAGCGUGGCGGAAGAAAGCUUGUCGGAAUCUGAGCCGAGAGUUGCGUUUACUGUGGUUCCUGGUUUUAGAGUUGGGAACACUUUGGUACAGUGCGAGGUUUACCUCUCGGUUUCGAGUCAACGCCGUACGUAGGUGGAAAGAUCAGGGAGAUGUCGGAACAGAGGGUAUUAUGGUAAUUUACGUGGUGGGGUUAUUUUGCUGACCGUCGGAUUAAGAAGAGAUACAGUAUGUGACCGUUGAGAUUAUGCGUGCGUUUUUUUUCUUCCUCUCUUUGUCAAUAUUUAGGACAGAGAGAGAGAAGCAUCUCUGAGCUGGUUUCCUUCAAUGAAUCAAAUUAUUAGCCAUCGUCAUUCGUCACUAUCUUCUAUCCUAAAGUAUGUUGUAAAUAGUAAUUCGUCAUAAUUUAUAGAGUUGAUUACAUAAAAGGUCACAUUUUGUCUUUGUCUUACAGUUGGAAACACUUCCCACUUGUGGGACACUUUCUGGUGGGGCCAAAGGGUUAGUUUGUCAAAAUUACCCUUGUCAAAAACGGUGGUGUUUUGUGUGAGAGAACAUUAUAGUUUGUUUU